AUGACGAUAAUAAAAGUCGAAGAAGGGAGUACAGAGCUUCUCCUUCUCCUUCUUCUUCUUCUUCUUCUUCUUCUUCUUCCCAGAUAUUUUGUUGUGGUGGUGGCAAUAACUACUUCUAGUAGUAGUAGUAGAAGCAAAGAAGUGUUUCUGUCAGGGAAGGCAAGAGCUUCUGUAGUUGUCGCACUGCCACUUAUCUUCAUAUCUAUCUACCUAAUUCUCUCUCUCUCUCUCUCUCUCUCUAUGUACUCUUCAUAUCUAUAUCUCUCAUUCUCUUAUCUAUGUAUCUAUCACACUCUCUUCAUAUCUAUAUCUCUCAUUCUCUUAUCUAUGUAUCUAUCACACUCUCUUCAUAUCUAUAUACCUAUCUAUCAGAUUCUCUUUAUCUCUAUCAAAUCAUCUUCAUAUCUAUCUAUCUAUCUAUCUAUCUAUCUAUCUAUCUAUCUAUCUAUCUAUCUACCAUUCUCUUCAUAUCUAUCUAUUUCCUUCUCUUCAUAUCUUUUGUUCAUAUCUAUCUAUCUAUCUAUCUAUCUAUCUAUCUAUCUAUCUAUCUAUCUCAUCUCUGUUAUCUAUCUAUCUAUCUCAGUCUGUUCAUAUCUAUCUAUGUCAGUCUGUUCAUAUCUAUCUAUCUAUCUAUCUAUCUCAGUCUGUUCAUAUCUAUCUAUCUAUCUAUCUAUCUAUCUAUCUAUCUAUCUAUCUAUCUCUGUUCUGUUCAUCUAUCUAUCUAUCUAUCUAUCUAUCUAUCUAUCUAUCUCAUCUAUUUAUCUCUCUCAGUCUGAUCAUAUCUAUCUAUCUAUCUUAUCUAUCUAUCUAUCUAUCUAUCUAUCUCAUCUGUUCAUAUCUAUCUAUCUAUCUCUCAGUCUGUUCAUAUCUAUCUAUCUGUCUAUCUCAGUCUGUUCAUAUCUAUCUAUCUAUCUAUCUAUCUAUCUAUCUAUCUAUCUGUCUAUCUAUCAGUCUGUUCAUAUCUAUCUAUCUAUCUAUCUAUCUAUCUAUCUAUCUAUCUAUCUAUCUAUCUAUCUAUCUCAGUCUGUUCAUAUCUAUCUAUCUAUCUGUCUAUCUCAGUCUGUUCAUAUCUAUCUAUCUAUCUAUCUAUCUAUCUAUCUAUCUAUCUAUCUAUCUAUCUAUCUAUCUCAGUCUGUUCAUAUCUAUCACAAAUCUGAACAAAGUCUGAUAUAG
Molecule: messenger RNA, 1173 nt
Organism: Acanthosepion pharaonis
Lineage: Eukaryota; Metazoa; Mollusca; Cephalopoda; Sepiida; Sepiidae
Source: the annotation of a GenBank genome assembly